This is a messenger RNA of Anarrhichthys ocellatus (wolf-eel), 4685 nucleotides long. RefSeq names its product proprotein convertase subtilisin/kexin type 5. The coding region runs from base 102 to 2993 and encodes 963 amino acids. NCBI's taxonomy places the organism in Eukaryota, Metazoa, Chordata, Actinopteri, Perciformes, Anarhichadidae. The record is from RefSeq and is a predicted model, not a curated record. The transcript has 16 exons.
GUACCUGCUGCACGGACACUGCGUCUGUGGAGGCACUCCUGACUGAUUGUCUGUUUUUCCCCCCCCUCACUUCCAGUGAAAGUCCUCGCGGAACAGCAGCAAUGCGGUCCGACGUCGCGUUUGUGAUCUUUCUCCACUGUGUGGGAUUUAUUGGAUGUAAACCCUCAUCGCCCUGUUUCAGCGGACAGUUUAUGCUGAAGAACCAGUGUGUCCUCUGCCACCCCACCUGCUCCGAGUGCGACGGGCACGAGCUGUUUGAAUGCACUACCUGUGGAGUUGAUGAAGAUGGACAGGAACGUUUCCUUCACCAAGGUCGCUGUCGGACACACUGCCCCCGGGGACUCUAUCCUGACAGGGGUCACUAUGCCUGUCUGCCCUGCAUAGCCAAUUGUGAACUCUGCACAGAUGGCAACAUAUGUGCCAAAUGUCGGGAACACUACAAACUCCAAAAUGGAGUCUGCCAAACUGCGUCCUGUGUCAUAGGGCAGGUGCAGGACCCGGAUACAGGGGAGUGCAUCGACUGUGAGAUGGGCUGCAAAGCAUGUUCCACAGAGGACCCUGAUAUCUGCAACAGCUGCGUGGAAGGUUACUUUCUUUUCAGACACCAGUGUCGCAGGCAUUGCCCCCAGAGCACCUAUGAAGACUGGGGCAGGGGCUUGUGUCUGUCCUGUCCAGCACCAUGCACAGAUUGCAGGAGUAUCACACGCUGUCUUGCUUGCCAGCCUGGUUACUUCCUCAAUGGAGGUGACUGUAUAAAGCAGUGUCCCCAGCAAACCUUCAGUGACUCCAGUGGGUGGCUCUGCCAGUCUUGCCACAACUCCUGCCAGACAUGCCAUGGACCUCGGUCAACCAACUGUGACCUGUGCCUUGGUGGGAACCCUCCUCUACAUGGGCAGUGCCCUCUGGCUAACUGCCCCUUGGGACAGUACUUUGAAGGGAAAUAUAGUGAAUGCCACACAUGUGAUGCUUCCUGUAAGACCUGUUUUGGCCCACAAGCGCUGGAUUGCUCUUCUUGUUUCAAAGGAUAUUUCUUGGGUCAGGACAGUUCUUGUGUAGGGCAAUGUCCAUCUGGCUCCUACGCAAACACUGCCACUCAGUUGUGUGAGGACUGCUCGCCAAGCUGUGAGGCCUGCGUGGAUACCAGUUAUAACUGCGUCAGCUGUUCCAAAGGCAGCUAUAAACUUUUUCUACACCAGGGGAGGUGCUGGUCAAAUUGCCCAGAAGGUUUCUUUGAGACAGCAGAGGGAUCAUGUGAAGCCUGUGAUAGCUCCUGUUUCUCAUGUGAUGGGAUCAAGUCCCAGUGUCUAUCCUGUGCUGAUGGCCACUACUUGGAGAGUGGUAUUUGUAGACUCAACUGUUCACUGCGGGCAUAUCCUGCAGAUGAUGGUACCUGCAGACGCUGUUCUCCCCACUGUGACGUUUGCUCAGAUGACAGGACCUGUUUCAAAUGCAGUUUCCUUUACCUGAUGCUGAACGGUGUGUGUAAGGCAAGUUGUCCCAUGGGCUAUUAUGAGGACAUGGAGGAGGGCCGCUGUGGUCAGUGCCACCCAACAUGUGUCAGCUGUUCAGGGCCCAUGGCAGAUGACUGUGAGACCUGCUCAACAUUUAGCCCCAAACUCUAUAAGGGUACAUGCUCCAAAGACUGUCCCACUGGUACCUACUAUGAAACUGAAGCUCUGGAAUGUCAAGAGUGCCACCAGACCUGUAUGAGCUGCUCCGGCUCAGACGCAAACCAGUGCACCCAGUGUGAGAAGGGACUUGUGCUGGAUCCAAACACAUUGUUGUGUGGCGUGACCGGUGACACUGACUGCCCACCGAGGACCUACCUACACGAUGACCAGUUCACCUGCAUGCGUUGCCAUCAGCACUGUUACUCUUGUGAGGGACCAGGCAACGAUGAAUGCCAGACCUGUGCCGUCCCCAAAUACCUUUAUAACAGCACUUGUGUGAGUGAGUGUCCGGCUGGUACAUACGACACAAGGCAGGAUGCUGACGGAACAGAGCUGGGCCUCUGUUUGCCUUGUGAUAACGCCUGUUCCACCUGCUCGGGAGCAUCCCCUAAAGAUUGCCUCACUUGCUCUGCAGGACACCUGCGUCUCCUUCAACUCUGUGUCACCCAUUGUCCCACAAGGUAUUACAGAGAGGGCUCUCACUGUGAGACAUGUGACCAGUCCUGUGAGCAGUGUACAGGACCAGGACCUGAGUCCUGCAGGGCCUGUUCACCUCCUCUUCUGGAACUGCAAGGCACCAAGCUGUGUGUUGAGCACUGCCCACAGCACUUCUAUCGGCUUAAUGACAUCUGCAAACAGUGCCACACCAGUUGUCAGACCUGCACAGAUGCCUCGCCUCACGGAUGUGUGACGUGCGACUGGGGCAGCACUUUAAAGGACAAAGUCUGCUAUCCACACUGUGAGGAGGGGCAAUACUUUUCGAAAAAGGAAACCUGUGAGCCAUGCGACAGCUCCUGUGGGCAUUGCACUGGCCCUAGACCUGACCAGUGUCUGACUUGCCACCGGGAUUCUGCUCUUCAUGCUGUGGAGAACCGCUGUGCCCACUGCUGUCAGGCUGGAGGGAAUGACACAGAUUGUUGUGUUUGUGACAGCCGCUCAGCUCUGUGCGUGGAGGCUCCCCAACCCAAGUCAGGAGAGGAUCAGGCAACGGACCUGAAUAUGUCUUCUAGAACUCUGAAGCACACCUCAGCUGGCCUUCCUAUUGCCCUGCUGCUGGCACUGGGGUUGGCUCUGGCCGUGUUUGCCUUGGUCAAGGCCCAUGCCAGGAAGAGGCUUUGCUGGGGCCAAAGCUAUGAGAGACUCAGUGGCAGUGCCAGCAUCAAUAUGCCCCACGGUGUUCCCGAGCCGGACAGUGGAGACGAGGUGGACGUGGUGUACACCAGUAGAGGUGGAUCAGUAUAUCGACGCUACAGCUUUAUCCAUGAGCCGGACACAGGUGCAGACCAGGAUGUGGAUGAGAGCACUUGUCUCAAUCAAUUUUAGAUACAUACGUACCAGAUCUUGAAGUGUCUGAGGAAUAUAUUGUGAAUGCUCACAAUAUCAACACAGGUGAAUUCAAAAUAGUAAUGUAUUUUGCCUUUUAGUGAUAUUUUGCUUUGUUACGUUGCUUUAUGAGUUAUUGUGUUUAUUCUACUCUACGAAGUGCCUGUACCUGUAUAAUGCACAUUCUAAGUUGAGGCAUUUGUGAGUAAACAGUGAAAAAAAUACAUGUGUAUGUAUUAAAAUGGUAAACAGCUUAGUAUAACCGAUACCCGCACUGGGAGGGGGUAAGUCGCUGAAACACUGCUGUUCUGUAACCUCUGACCUAGGUAUCUAACGUAGCUCCCAAAAUCUACACGCAAACAGUCUCAUCCUGCUUUUGGAGGUGAAAGUUCAGCAUAGAUGAAACACUAGCUGUCGUUCUAUCACUUCUUUCAGGCUUUUCACGCUGGCCUCCCUGACAGCAGGAUAGCGACAGAAUAUGUUGAUUAUAUUUAUUUUUAUUACUCUGAAUCUGUAAAGUAACUAAUGUUAAAAUGUAUCUGCAGAGUCACAAUAGAGCUGCAUUUCACCCAAAGAAAUGUGCGUGUGUGUGUGUGUGUGUGUGUUUUGUGAUCAAGUUCUUCUUUUUGUGAUUGAUGCGCCUUCCUCAAAGUCCUACCAAGAACACUGAUACCCAUCUUCCUCAGAGACGGUGACUGAGGAACAUUUGUAGGCGUGUUUGUUACAGUUGGUUUUUUUCCCUUCAUCCUCAUGUUUAAACAAACUAUCUUUGGUCAUGUUGAAUAACACGUUUACUGAAUCAAUAUGUAGAAUUCAAAUAAAUUAGGUAGACUAUUUUCAUUGAUUUGAACCUUUGAUAGGAUAUUUCACUAUUUAUUUUUGGCAUUCAUCGGGUGUUUAAACAACAAGAAAUAAGCUGAUUCUGACCCAACAAGGAACUUUAUUACUUUACUAAUUUACUUUACCAGUACUUAAAAUUAUCAUAAUUGUAAGUACUAGUAAAGUGAUUGUACCAUAAUUGAAUUAUGGUGCAUUUAACCCAAAAACAUCAUACAGACCACCACAUGUAAGGAACUAUUUGAGUAAUCCUCUGUGUGCACACCAGAUGGUCUUCAAUUCCAUACAAACAAGUAACAUGUAAAAAUCGUAUUAAUUGUAAAACAUAACAUUUUUAAACAUGAGAUGAUUUAAAACUGAUGUCUUGUGUGUACCUGAUGCGGUCGAGAACACAAUAUUAAUGCUAAUGCUUUGUUUCCAUACAACCAAAAGUUUAUUUUGGUUUAGUUUGUGUCUUCAGUUUUAAAGCCACAGGAAGAAAAGUGGAAUUCUAUGAUAAAUGCUGCCAUGAUUUCAGUACAUUCACAACAACAAUAACCUUACACAGAACUGAACAAACACUAAAAGGGAGCAUUUGUAGGCGUGUUUGUUAUAGUUGGGUUUUUUCCCUUCAUCCUUACUUCCUCAAAGUCCUGCCAAACAAGGCUUGAAGAUAGGACAGCACAAUUAACCCUGAGUGAAAAGAGAUGACAAGGACACACUAGGAGACCAGAGACAUGUUUGUGGGACAUCCAACAACAAACAGUAAACCCCAGAAACAGUCUACAUUUGAUCAGAGACAGAGAUGAAAGAAAUGCUGAAAAGAUAUGUAGGUAGGUUAGAUAAGCCCAAAGUCAGGCAACAGAAAUGUGAGAC